AUGUCUGACUGGGAUGCCUAUGGGGCUAACCCAAACCAAAGAAAGGUCUCAUGCAUGCUUAGCCGUGGGGGCUACACGCAGUAUGCUGGCGCCAAUGACAUUGACGGGAACGGGGUCACCAUCGACUCGGGGUUGCUAGAUUGGACCCGCUAUAACCCCGGCACGGAGUCCGUCGAGAUCGGGCCGGGGGCCAUUGGAAAUAUCUGCUGUACGGGGCGCUGCGGGAGCACGGGCGCGUCGUUGCCGGCGGUCGCGAUGGGAACGUCGGCGACGGGGGCUUGCUACUCUGCGGGGCUUGCUGUUCAUUGGUAUACCUAA
This is a messenger RNA of Penicillium samsonianum, 318 nucleotides long. RefSeq names its product FAD-binding domain-containing protein. Lineage: Eukaryota; Fungi; Ascomycota; Eurotiomycetes; Eurotiales; Aspergillaceae. The transcript has 2 exons. The record is from RefSeq and is a predicted model, not a curated record. The coding region runs from base 1 to 318 and encodes 105 amino acids.